Molecule: messenger RNA, 1261 nt
Organism: Aspergillus pseudonomiae
Lineage: Eukaryota; Fungi; Ascomycota; Eurotiomycetes; Eurotiales; Aspergillaceae
Product: thioesterase family protein
Exons: 3
Coding region: 347-1261 (304 amino acids)
Source: RefSeq, a predicted model, not a curated record
CACCCCUACUAAACUAGGAUACGAGAGGAUCGAUGUCUCGCUGUCGACAACGCUACUCGCUUCGUCUCAGUCAGGGUGAUCUGUUGCCAACUGUCCACGGGUCAAUGAUUUCUCUUAGUAGUAUUCGUUGCUGCUGAUCGCUGCAAUUUGGCCAAAAGCACAGAAAACCCACGCCUCGGCAACUUUCUGUGUCACUGCAUCGUUCAAUGAUUGCGACACUACAUAUGCAGCUAGAAUCCCAGUGGGCUUGUCCCUGAUCCGAAGGCGUGGACACUUUCAUAGCACCCGUAUUCAAUUGAACUCUCCCUCCCUGAAUACCCCCGCCUGAACUGUUGACCGAUCGGAAAUGGCGUCUCAUCCCAUAUCCGCCUCCCCCUUGUUGCAGGCGGUGUCAUCCAUAGCUCUUGAGAAAGGUACACGAGACCGAUUCGUGGCAAAUAUCUCUCCGGAUUGGUGUACACAACACUCUGUACUGGGUGGCUACCUGAAUGCAUUGAUGCUUUCCGCCGCCCAAAAGUUGAACGCCCUUGAGUUUGGAGAAGAACGGUUCCCCGAUCCCAUCCAUGUCUUCGUGCAGUUUCUGCACAUGGUCCCGCCUGGACAGGUGGUGGUGACCUGCAAACACCUCCGGGUCUCUUCCCGGCAGUGCGUGGUAAGGGUAGAAGUAGCAAGACCCGCAGCCUCAGGAAAACCAAGUUCUCCUGCUACCGUGGGUAUUGUUACGUGCGCCAACAUCUCGAAAGAGGAAGGCCUUACGCAACACAGUAAGCCGGCUUUCGCUGUCCCACUUCCAGACCGACAUACCGAGUGUGUCAAGAUUGAUGAUCCCGUGGUCGAUUCAACUCCAGUGACGAGUAAACUGAACUGGGUUUCACCAAAAGCAGCCAAUGGCCUUUGGGGACACCGUGUUGGGGGUCAUCACCGCGAGGUAUGGGUGUCAUUCCGUGAUGGCUCUAAUAUCUCCGACCAUCUUCAUCUGGCUUUGUUGUCAGACAUGCCCUUGCAACCUGCUGCAACGCACCAAGCAGGGUUCUACUUCAAGUAUGCGUUAUCCACGCUGUGUAUGACAGUGGAAUUCAAAAAGCGUCCAGAUCCAUCUACGCAGUGGGUCAUGAUUCGAUCAAACUCGCAUUUGGUUGCCAAUGGCCGGUACGACGUCAACAUCCAGAUUCUCGAUGAAGAAGGUAAUAUCCUCGCGUUGAGUAACCAUGUAGUAUAUGUUUCGGAGCUUCGAGCCCGUGCCAAGGGAGCCAAAAUAUGA